CACGAGUCAAAGGAGCUCACGGGGGUAAGCGCGCUUGCUGUUUACAUUUGCGUUCGGAUUUUCAUUCGGUUACAAACCUUGCAUAUCGUGCAUAUUGAUUCGACUAUAAUUAUAUAGCUAUCAAAGAGCAUAUAAUGACUACGUUCUAGCUAUUAUAGCUUACGAGCUGUGGCUGAGACACGAGACGAGCCGAACCACGAACUACAAUCAGCAGAUGUGUACAUACCAUUAGUUUGUUGAUGUGACACUUUUGACAUUUGUUUGACACAGUUGUCUUUAUGUCUUGUGACAACUGAGAGUGAGAGUUAAAAACCAUCACGCCGUUGGUUGAGUUUUGUCGAUGAAUUGAAUUGGACAUAAAACGAUAAUAAGCAGAUAUAUAGCUGGACAAUGAGUACACCAUUUGGAACUUUAGCAGCUUCAGCUGCCUCCACUGCUCCCUCAAUGUUUGGGGGCUCCACCUUUGGCACUACUACCACAAAACCCACUACAGGAUUUAGUUCUUUUGGGACCUCAACUGCAACAUCAAUAGGUGGCACAGGAAGUUUGGCCUUUGGUGGAGGCGCUUCAACUUUUGGUAGCACCGCACCAACAUUUGGCAGUACUGCACCAACAUUUGGCAGUACAGGACCAGCAUUUGGUAGUACUGCUCCUACCUUUGGCAGUACAGCUUCAAAUUUUGGGACAGGAGCUCCAGCUUUUGGAAGCACAGCCCCAGCAUUUGGCACAAAUACUUUGACUACAAACACCUUUGGUGGAACAUCUACACUAAGCACUGGAUCAACAUUUGGUUCAACUUUUGGACAAAAGCCUGCUACUAGUGGUUUUGGUGGAUUUGGCACAGGACUGACCUCAACAUUUGGUCAGCAAAAUCAGCCCCAGCAACAGCAGCAAGGUCCAGGGUCGGCUCAUGAGGCACUUGUGGCUGCAGUGUUCAACUGUUCAGUGUUUGGUGACGAAAGAGACCAGGUGCUCGCCAAAUGGAACCUUUUGCAGGCACAAUGGGGCACUGGUCAUGCAUAUUACAGUCGUAACGCGCCGCGUUUAGAGUUGAACGAGCAGAAUCCCCUAUGCCGCUUCAAGGCGGUCGGGUACUCGCGGCUCGGCGCCCACGAGGACAAGGAGGGCCUCGUUGUGAUGAUGUUCAACAAGUCUGUUCAGGAGAUUAACACCAACAAGCAAGUACUCCAGACUUCUUUGAGCAACUUGUUUGGCAACAAGCCGAAUUUGGUAGUUACCAUCGAUUCAGUGGGUGCAGUGACUGAUAAUAAAAGCCAGGUGGUGAUAUACGUGGUAGACAAAAACGCCAACAACGCUCACAUAUCCGCGACGGAGCUGGCCUCGUUCCUGAACGCGGGCGGGGCGCGUGCGGCGCUGACCGGCGCCGGCUGCGGCACCAUCGCGGCCGUCACGCGGCCCACGCCGCAGGCGCUCGCGCAGUACUUGCAGACUCCUCCUCCCGGAAUGGAUAUGAGACUAUGGAAGCAAGCGCAAGCCGACAAUCCAGACCCCGAAAACUAUAUACCAGUUCCCAUCAUCGGCUUUUCCGAGAUCAAGAGUCGAGCACGCAUCCAGGGCGAGGAGGCGAACCUGCAGGCCGAGUGGCUGAAGCGGACCGCGGACACACUGGCCGAACUACGCACCAGGCGAGCAGCCGCCGCGGCGCGGCUCGCGCAGCUGUCGGCCAAACUACAUGCGCUGAGGCACACGCUGCUACAGGCGAUCGGUCGCAAGGAGGUGAUGGGCCGAGUCGGCGCGGCGCUCAGUCCGGAGGAGGAGGCAGUGAGGGCCCGCCUUCACGAGCUAGCUUCCACUCUGUCCACCCCACCGCUGUAUAACGGCCGACUGAACGAGUUGCUGAGCGCUGUGCGGCUACAGAGGAGCGCCAUCGGCGGCAGCUCCCACGAGCGGUAUCAACUAGAUCCAGGUGCACAAGAAGACUUGAAACAAUUCCUGACUCUCCAGCAGCGCGGUAUGGCUCACCUCCUAGACACGGCACGCAAGGACUUGGACGCGCUAAACACGAUCGCGGAAGGCAUGUCCCGCCUUGUACGGGCCUAGCGAAUCACCUCAUGGCUAUGACUUGUAAUUUGAAUUGUUGCAUUAAGGGGGCCAUUGAUUACCAGUUCGCCGGACGAUAUCGGCUUUUGCGAAUAACUGACAGGCCGAUAUCGUCCGGCGAACUGGUAAUCAGUGGACCUCUUUAAUGGAUCAACAUUAAAUUAGAGUGAGCUACGAAGAUUGAAGAAUGUAAAACGGUAUCUGUUGUGUGUCGUUGUUUUAUCAUUAUAUUGUGGAUUAUGUGAAUGAAUAUACUUGAAAUACUGAAUUGUAAUUUAAAGAAA
This is a messenger RNA of Cydia pomonella (codling moth), 2345 nucleotides long. It is a transcript of the gene Nup54, whose product is annotated as probable nucleoporin Nup54. NCBI's taxonomy places the organism in Eukaryota, Metazoa, Arthropoda, Insecta, Lepidoptera, Tortricidae. Gene Ontology annotation, molecular function: structural constituent of nuclear pore. Gene Ontology annotation, biological process: protein localization to nuclear inner membrane; NLS-bearing protein import into nucleus; nuclear pore organization. The record is from RefSeq and is a predicted model, not a curated record. The transcript is spliced from 12 exons. Gene Ontology annotation, cellular component: nuclear pore; nuclear pore central transport channel. The coding region runs from base 391 to 2061 and encodes 556 amino acids.